AUGAAUAGCCCUGUAAUCCUAUUGGUAGUAGUGUUGAAGCUACAAAGCAAGGCCUUCCCGUUCGCGUUGAAAUUGGAUGUCUGGAAGCACUACCUACGCAACCGACCCUCAUACCCCGACUCCCUGUGGCGUGAAUGGAUCGAGUAUCAUGAGGGCCCAUUGAACACAGUGCACGAGCUCGGCACAGGCUGCGGCAUCGGCGCCGCCAGCUUCCUCUCCAACUCCUACGCGAAGAGCGAGCCCGUCAAACACAUGAUUCUAUCGGACCCAUCGGAGAGCAACAUCGCAACGGCCAGAGAACUAGUGCGCGCGGACGACUACCCCGACACCAGGCUCUCCUUCCACCAGCACAGGGGCGAGGACUCCUUCCUCGACCCUGGCUCCGUCGACAUGGCCUUCGCCUGCGAGUGCCUCCACUUCACCGACGUCGAGACGGCCAUUGCCAGCAUUCACGCGGGCCUGCGGCCCGGCGGGACCGUGGCGUCGGUGUUCUACGGGGUGUUGAACGCCACCAUACUCGACAACGAGCGCGCCGACGCGGCGUGGAGGGCCCUUGGGCAUAUGCACUUCCGGCGCGUGGCCGACGAGAACCUCGAGACGAUAUUCUCGCGGAUGAAGCCCGGGCAGGUGGGGCUGGGGCUCAACUUUGUGCCGCUGGACAGGGAGCUCUGGCGGGACGUGAGGAGGGUGUGGGUUAAUGUGCCUCAGGGGCAGGCGGAGUGGCCUAUGGAGGUGGGUCCGCCGAAGGAGGCCGGGGUCAGUCGGCGGUCUAGGAUUGACCCUGAGUAUGAGAGCUUCGAGUGGAGGACUGAUACGGAUGGUUGGGCUUUGAAGGGUUGCACCGCCGAGCGCAUUAAAGAGACGAUGGCGUCUCUGUUUCUGCAGUAUGGGGAGAAAGAUUGGCGGAGUGCUGAAUGGAGGGAAUUUGAGGCCGCAAUGGACGAGGGCGGCGGAACGGUUGAUUUUGCCAUUCCCGUCACGAUGAUCAUGGCCAGGAAGAAGUAG
Diaporthe batatas is the source of this 1005-nucleotide messenger RNA. RefSeq lists its product as uncharacterized. Gene Ontology annotation, molecular function: S-adenosylmethionine-dependent methyltransferase activity. The transcript is spliced from 2 exons. The record is from RefSeq and is a predicted model, not a curated record. Lineage: Eukaryota; Fungi; Ascomycota; Sordariomycetes; Diaporthales; Diaporthaceae. Bases 1 to 1005 code for a protein of 334 amino acids.